Messenger RNA from Pocillopora damicornis (cauliflower coral), 2186 nucleotides. Its product is annotated as interstitial collagenase. Gene Ontology annotation, molecular function: metalloendopeptidase activity; zinc ion binding. Gene Ontology annotation, cellular component: extracellular matrix. The record is from RefSeq and is a predicted model, not a curated record. Gene Ontology annotation, biological process: proteolysis; extracellular matrix organization; collagen catabolic process. NCBI's taxonomy places the organism in Eukaryota, Metazoa, Cnidaria, Anthozoa, Scleractinia, Pocilloporidae.
UAAACACGGUAUGGGAUAGCUGUCAAAGUAACCGAGACGCCAUCGAUCGCUGAGAAGACCACAAGAAUAUUAUCUGUAUUCUUUUAUUGACCUCAAUGGGGCGAUUUUUGCUUACAGUUUUGGCUCUUUGCACCCUAAAUGCGUCUGUGCAUGGGAAAGCUAUUGUGAGUCCUAGAAAACAGGCUGAGCUUAUGGAUUACAUGGUAAGGUAUGGAUAUCUGCAUCAACCCGAUCCCAGACUAGAAAAAGAUCUUACUAACGACGAUGUUACAUUGGCCGUGAAAAAUCUCCAACACAUGAGGGGACUGGCAGAGACCGGAAGUCUUCAGGACCCUGACACUGCGGCUCUGGUAGACGUAAAGCGUUGUGCAGUGCCAGACUUUGGGCCAUCGGAUACCGCCAGGAGAAAGCGAAGAUAUGCUGUGCACGGAACGGUAUGGAACAAAAAGCUGUUAACCUACAGAAUCGUCAACUACCCAUCAGCAACCAAGCUUAAAGUUAAAGAAGUCGACGAUACAAUCAGGAAAUCUCUGGAUUCGUGGUCAGCGGUCAGCCAAAUAAAGUUCGAACGCAUAACUGAUAAUAACACAGAAGCAGACAUUAUGAUCAGUUUUGUGACUGGUUACCACGGAGACAGCAGACCAGCGGAUGGGCCCGGGAAAGAGCUGGCACACGCGUUUUUUCCUCUUGAUAACAAAGGUCUGGCAGGCGAUCUUCAUUUUGAUAACGAUGAAGAAUUUGAUAUCAAUGGUAAUCCAACCAAAGUGGAUUUCAACUGGCUCUCGCUACACGAGCUCGGUCAUAGCCUGGGACUAGACCAUUCCUGGCACAUUGACUCUGUCAUGUUCCCGUUUUAUCUGGGUUAUGCUCCAGGUCUGAAACUUGAUAAGGACGAUGUGGAAGGAAUUCAGCAGCUUUAUGGUAAACCAGAAGUGGACCUUGUCACUCCUACUCCCCACACUAAUCCUACACAGCCUCCUGGGAUACCAGAUUUUUGUUCCCUGGAAAAACUUGACGCCAUGGUUAUGACAAAAGACAAGAAAACGUACGCUUUUAGCGGCGCGUUUUUCACGGAGGUCUCUGAUAAAGGGGCUGGUAAAGUUAAGAAAAUAAAAGACCAUUGGCCAGGACUAGAGGAUGGCAUCGACGCUGCAGUUACCAGACGACACAAUGGAUGGACAUACUUUUUCAAGGGCACAAAAUUAUGGAUCUUAAAGAACAAACACUUAAUACGAGGACCAAUAGACAUCACUGUUCCACAUAAAGAUGGUGGGAUGGGCCUUCCGAAGGAACUGUACAACAUGGAUGCCGCUGUCGAAUGGGCUGGGAACGGGCGCAUGUAUUUCUUCAAGGGGGAGGACUAUUGGCGUUAUAACUUUUAUCGACGAAGGGUCGACUAUGGGUACCCCAAGAAAAUCUCCAAAGCCUGGCUUAAUGUUCCGAGUGAUCUGAACUCUGCCUUACAGUGGAAGAAUGGCAAAACAUAUUUCUUGAAAGGGAAGAGUUAUUACGCUUUGAAACGUCGAGGAAGACCACGGGUUGAUUCUGGAUAUCCCAAGGAUAUUUCCGCCUACUGGAUGGGAUGUAGCCAAGAGGGACUUAUCAGGGGAAAGAUUUCCCCUGGGAAAUCGUCUUCCUUCUCUGUUUUACCAAGUACUCUUGUCUUGCUGGGAAGCAUGCUAACUUGGUUAAGACUUUAUCAGUAGUGAGCUGAGCUCAAUGGAGAUAUGAACAACAGGAGUUCGAGAAAGAUUCAGGUUUGAGAACUGUAAUAAAACUCUCUGGAGUGGCUCUACAAAGAAUAUAGGAAAACAAAUAGGUAAAAAAUGAUUCAUAGGAAAAUAUUAUGAUGUACAUUUCGAGGACGUCAUCUCACUAAUACUACAGAUAUUUAAUUAUUCUCACAUGCAUGUAACAUUUUCUUCACUUUUGUGAGAAAAUUUGAAAAUCAAGUUAGUUGAGUCCAUGUAAAAUAACAUGUAUAUUCUUGUGUAUAGCAUUUAAAAACUUGGAACAAAUAUUAUCGAAUUUGUUAUAUAGUUGUAUGUUAUCUAUUCCGUCUUAAAAAAACUGAAAAAUUAAAAAUUAGCUUUCAUGUAUAUUCUUGUAAUACUUGUUUGACUACAUGAUAUUGUUUUGUUUUCGUUGACAAAGUACCGAAAAUAAAUUCCAGGCAUUUUAAUCAA